AUGGUCAGAAGUAGAUGCAUAUGCGCAUGCUUAGUGCUAGCGUUGGCAUGCAGCGGUCUGGCAAAACCCGUCAAGAAAGUAGUCAUAGAGCCUGAACUGCCGCCUGAUAUUGUUAUCGCCAAGCGAGCGUCUUCUGCCGCAGAUAGAGCGAGGGAAUGGCAGAAGCAACUCCGGCUGGCGCAAGAGCAGUACAAGCCAGCGCCGGAAGAUCUGCAAUUGCAUAACCCAGGCAAGGCAAUCGAGGAGAAAGCAUCACCGACAUCGACCUCAUCGAGUACACAAGCGCACCCGGCGGAGCAAAGCGACAGCAGUCAAUUGCCUGGCCAGAGCAAGCAAUUCGAAGCACUCGUCGACCCGACCGAACUCGACAGGCACGAGACUGCUCCGAGGCCAGCGCAGUCUCCUGUCGUCAAAGCUGCCGGGCCGCUGUGUCAUGCGCUCGUGAACAUCCUCAUCUCGAUGAUCGUGUUCUGCAUGGCUAGCGCGAGCUUGCAUCUCGUCAACAGCAUGCGCAAAAAGGGCAUUUCGUUGACCGACGAACAAGAUCCCGCUUUGGACGAAAAGCCUCGUGGUCAUUCUGACUCGGUCUCGUCUUUCAAGGAUCCCAGAGGUCGAGAAGCGUUCUAUGCGGACGACGAGUUGGCGUGA
Molecule: messenger RNA, 648 nt
Organism: Mixia osmundae IAM 14324
Lineage: Eukaryota; Fungi; Basidiomycota; Mixiomycetes; Mixiales; Mixiaceae
Exons: 2
Coding region: 1-648 (215 amino acids)
Source: RefSeq, a predicted model, not a curated record